Molecule: messenger RNA, 303 nt
Organism: Histoplasma capsulatum G186AR
Lineage: Eukaryota; Fungi; Ascomycota; Eurotiomycetes; Onygenales; Ajellomycetaceae
Exons: 3
Coding region: 1-303 (100 amino acids)
Source: RefSeq, a predicted model, not a curated record
AUGAAGCUCCUCCUUAGUCUUGUUAUCUUUGCAGGCAUCACCACGACCGGACAUCUCGAAAUUGGUACUGCUACGAUAGAACCACGGCUUGAUAAGUACGGAUGGUUUGAAGGACAGGCACGAGAAGGGUUGGAAUUGGAAUGUUUUGGGAGUUGGGUUGCAGGUUGCUCUGCAUGGAGCCUCGAGGGGAGGUGGGAGACCUGGAUAAAUCAAAUCCCUGAAUCAUCCGAAAGUCCGAAAGUUGUUUUUGGAAUUGUGAGAACUGCCCUUGGUGUGUCGAUAUACCUAGAGCAUGCCAUAUAG